Lates calcarifer (barramundi perch) is the source of this 1675-nucleotide messenger RNA. RefSeq names its product complement factor H. The coding region runs from base 109 to 1347 and encodes 412 amino acids. Lineage: Eukaryota; Metazoa; Chordata; Actinopteri; Centropomidae. The transcript is spliced from 12 exons. The record is from RefSeq and is a predicted model, not a curated record.
AGCAACAUGUACUGGAUUAUUACAUCAAAUAAACUAAAUUAAAGAGACCAAAUUCACAGCAUCAUCAGGAAGCUCACAGCAGCUGCAUUUAUUUGAAUUCCAGACAAAAUGUGUGCCAGAUAUUUAGAAUUUAUCCUCCUCCUUUGGUUUCCAGGAGUGCUACAUGCACAAAGUACAGCUCAGUCUUGUCGUGCUCCCGGACUAGCUCAUGGUUAUUUCCUCCCUGCUCUUGAAACUUACCCUCAUGAAACCAAGCUCACUUACGCCUGUGAUAAUGGACUUAAACCAGUUGUGGAGGGUUGGUGGGCAACAAGCACAUGUCAAAAUGGCAAAUGGGUUCAUAACCCACAAUGUAUAGAUGAAAAGGCCUGUUUUCCACCAACUAUCCCCAAUGCAAAAUACACUGAAAACUCAAAUGGUUGGUAUGAGGAGGGAGACACAAUAAGGACAAUAUGUGAUGAAGGAUAUGAACACAAAGACUGGAGCGCAACAGCCAGAUGUACAAAUGGAACAUGGUCGUCUUUGCCCAUCUGUGAGAAACAUCACCAUGCAUGCGGUGAGCCCCCUAAACUCCCACAUGCUGUAAUAAUUCAUCAGAGAUACCGGAAAGUGUUUGCUGUAGAUUCAGAAGUGCAGUAUGUAUGUGAAGAUGGAUAUACGAUGGAGGGAGGACACACUAAAAAAUCAAUUUUCUGUAUGAGUGGAACCUGGAAUGAAGGUCCAACAUGCAGCAGCAGACCAGAUGCUGGACAUGGUGGUUCUCCAGAUGUGGGAACAGGUGGGGGACACACCACAUCCACUGGCCAUGGGACACAGCCUGGGAGGGAAGACAGCAGGCCAGGUACUGGACAUGGUGGUUCUCCAGAGGUGGGAACAGGUGGGGGACACACCACAUCAACUGGCCGUGGGACACAGCCUGGGGGUGGAGGAUCUUCUACCACCUCUGGCAGUCGAUCUGUAUACGCAUCAAUCGACACCUGUGGGAAACAUCCAGUUGUUCCAAACGCUGUUGUUGUGCAAGUGGAACGAAUGUAUUUGAAAUACAAAUGUAAUUCUUUCUACAAACAAGAAGGUUUAGACACUGUGGUGUGUUACGAUGGUGGCACUUGGUCAGCACUGCCCGUCUGCAAAGAGGCAUUCUGUGUCAUGAAACCUGGUCCAUACGUUUAUGGAUUAGAUCUAUCUGCAGCUGUAUAUUUAAAGGAAGGAGAGCAGAAGUUUCCAUGUAUGUGGCAAGAUUAUAGUGUGGCUGUUCGGUGCACUAAUGGAAGAAUAACUUAUACCGACUGUUGUACUUCUUAUAACCAUUGGCUGGGAGCCUGUCGAUAUAUUGCAACAAGGGAAUGACUGCUGCCUGUUGGAUCAUUCCCCACUGACUGACAACAAAUACCUUUUGGAAACUUUUAAAAAUGUCUCCUCCAGAAAAACAGCUACACUCAGAAAAAUGUUGUCACAUCUUCAUUUGAUUUUUUUUAAACCAGUUUUUUGUUUUUUUCAUUUUGACCUAAAAUCCAGACUCAGUGUUGGAGCUGGACAUUAUUUGACAGUCAGCUUGUAUCUUUAUGACUUGAGCUCUUAAUGCUCCAAACACAUGGUCAAUACUUUGAACACAUAAUUAAAGCUUGUAUGGCUACAGUAGUCUGAAUAAAAUGUUCACUAGAAAUCUCAACAGAAA